Molecule: messenger RNA, 1859 nt
Organism: Pseudopipra pipra
Lineage: Eukaryota; Metazoa; Chordata; Aves; Passeriformes; Pipridae
Product: interleukin-36 receptor antagonist protein-like
Exons: 5
Coding region: 781-1773 (330 amino acids)
Biological process (GO): inflammatory response to antigenic stimulus; positive regulation of gene expression; cellular response to lipopolysaccharide
Molecular function (GO): cytokine activity
Source: RefSeq, a predicted model, not a curated record
CGCGGAGUGUCCCGGGUUGCGCCACCGGCCCGUGGGGACGGGAACGGCGCGUCCCCAGCCCGGGGUGACGCAGCCGGGGCUGCCCCGGUCCGGGCACCUUCGGGGCCGCCCCUUCCCGGAUCCCGCCGGGGAAACGACGCUUCCCGCCCGGCACACCCGGCCUGGCACCGCGGGGAGGGGACGCGGGGACACGGCACACGUGGGAAUGGGGCACAGGGACACCGCGGGGACAGGGGAUGUGGGACCAGGGGACACCGGGACACGCGGGGCUGUGGGGACGGGGCACAUGGGUACAGGGCACAUGGGAUCUUGGGGACAGGACACCAUGGGGACAGGGCUUGUGGAACCAUGGGGACAGGGAGGACACAAACAUGGGGACAGGUAUCACGGGGAUGGGGCACAUGGGCAUGUGGGACCCAGGGACAGGGGGCACAGCAGGGACAGGGCACUCAGGAAAAGGGGGAUUGGACAUGCGGGGCUGUGGGAAUGGGGCACAGAGACACUGCGAGAACAGAGAUUGUGGGGCCACAGGGACAGGGGGCACAGGACCAUGGGGAUGGGACACAGGUGCCUGUGGGGACAGGGCUCACAGGCACCAUGGGGACAAGGCACAUGGGAAAAUGCUGACAGGGCACUGGGGACACACCAGUACCUGUGGGACAGGGCACACCGCGGGGACAGGGCUGGGGGGGGGGGACAUGGCACAGGGGACAUCCUUGCCACGGUGACCGUGGCAGCACAGUGGAUAAUGGGGACAAGGGGCCCAGGUGGCAUUUCCCCAUGCCAGCUUGUCACUGCCCUACAAUCAGCAGGGCGGGCUCUGCCCCCCCCGCCCUGCCCGGCCCUAUAAAGCCACCACCACCCCCAGGGGACAGAGCCCAGACAGGACCAGACCUCAGGAGCUGCCAGAGUCACAGGUACCUGGGAACGGGGACAGGGACAGGCCAGGUCCUGCCUGGGAACAAUUCCCAGGGCUGGGAACAGGGACAGGGUCAAGCCAGGUCCUGCCCAGGAAGGAUUCCCAGGGCGUUCACUCUGGAUGCUCCUGAUGGCCGGGGCUGGCAGCAGGGGACAGGGGUGAGUGGCAGGGGUGUCCUCCACCUGUGUCACCCGUGUCCCCCUCUCCCUCCAGGCCCAGCCAUGUCCCGCGUGUCCAGACCUGCUGUCACAGGGGCCCGGGGUCCCCGGGGCCCCCCCAAGCGGUCCCACCCCCUGGGAGUCCUGACGGGGCCCGGGAACGCGGCCGAGUCUGUCGUCGACCCCGACAUGGAGGCCCUGUUCGAGGACUUCCUGGGGAAAGUGACGAUGGUGGCCUCGGCGGCCUCGCGCCCCCCGGCCCAGCCAUACCACUACGUGCUGCGGGACACGGAGCAGAAGGGGCUGUGCCUGCGGGACGGGCACCUGGUGGCCACCAGCCUGCAGGGCGCCAACGCCGCCCAGGAAGAGCCCAUCAGCGUGGUGCCCAACCGGCACCUGGAGCGCCGGCGCUGCCCCCUCAUCGUGGGCAUCCGCGGGGGCACCCGCGCCCUGUCCUGCGGCACCGGCCCCGAGCCUCGGCUGCACCUGGAGGACGUGGAGCUGCUGGAGCUGUUCUCAAAGAUGGGAGACGAGGCCACGCCCUUCACCUUCUACAAGACCUUCGGGGGGUCCACGCACACCUUCGAGGCCGCAGCGUUCCCAGGGCUGUUCCUCAGCACGGCCCCAGGCCCGGGGGAGGCCCUGGCCAUGGCCCCCCCCCACGGGGCCACCGCCUUCUACCUGCGCCGAAAGUGACCCCGGCACCCAGGGGCGGGGGGCACUCAGGGGGGGCACCCAUGGGGGGACAUCCACGGGUGGGGGUGUCCUCCCUGCCAAAUAAA